AGAUGGGGGAAAGGGUGGAGGGGAGGAGAGAGACGGACUUGUUCCACAUCCCACACUGGGGGGAGGUGGCAAAGGGGAAACAGUCACCCCAGGGCCCUCGGCUCAUUGCCCCAAUCCCUCACACCACCCAGUGCAGCUUUCUGGGGAAAGGCAGAUUCUGGGGAUUGUCAGAGAAGAGUUUCCAGCCUCAAGUCCAGGCCUGUCCUCCCAAACUUUCCUUCUUCCUUGCCACUGCCUGCCAUCCCUUCUGAACCACAUUUGUCCUGGGACUGGAAGAGACAGGUAUCCCAUUUGGUCUUGGAACGCACAGAUCUCGUGGACAAGUGAUGGGAAAAAAUGAUCUCACAGCGUGAUGACGAAAGUAACUCAGGGGGCCAGAUGCAGUGGCUUAUGCCUGUAAUUCCAAUAACUCAGGAGACUGAGGCGCGAGGAUCGCUUGAGCCCAGGAGUUUGAGGCUGCAGUGAGCUAUGAUUGCAUCACUGCACUCCAGCCGGGGUGAAAGAGCAAGACCCUUUCUCUAAAAAGUAAAAAAGAAAGAAAGUAACUCAGGGCCAGACACAGUGGCUCAUGCUUGUAAUCCCAGUACUUUGGGAGGCUGAGGUAGGAGGAUCGCUUGAGCCCAGGAGUUCCAGACCAGUCUUGGCAACAUAGGGAGGCCCCCACCUCUACAAAAUAUUUAAAAAUUAGCCAUGUGUAGUGGUGCAUGCCUGCAUUGCCAGCUACUCAGGAGGCUGAGUUGGGGGAGGAUUGCUUAAGCCCAGGAGGUUAAGGCCGUAGUGUGCCUUGACUGUGCCACUGCACCCCAACCGGGGCGACAGAGCAAAACACGGUCUCAAAAAAAAAAAAAGGAAGAAAAGUAAAGAAACUCAGGGUACUGUGGGAGCACAGAGAAAAUUUUCUGGGUCAAAGAAGAUUCUAGCCAGGCCAUUCCCUGGAGGAAUCCACAGGCUGGUCUAGCUGUCAGACCAAGAUACAGACACAGCAUAAGUGAAGAGUGACUUAGAAUUUUCUUAGACAAGGACUCAGAUUCAGACUCUGAGGGAGGAGCCGCUGGUGGAGAAGCAGACAUGGACUUCCUGCGGAACUUAUUCUCCCAGACGCUCAGCCUGGGCAGCCAGAAGGAGCGUCUGCUGGACGAGCUGACCUUGGAAGGGGUGGCCCGGUACAUGCAGAGCGAACGCUGUCGCAGAGUCAUCUGUUUGGUGGGAGCUGGAAUCUCCACAUCCGCAGGCAUCCCCGACUUUCGCUCUCCAUCCACCGGCCUCUAUGACAACCUAGAGAAGUACCAUCUUCCCUACCCAGAGGCCAUCUUUGAGAUCAGCUAUUUCAAGAAACAUCCGGAACCCUUCUUCGCCCUCGCCAAGGAACUCUAUCCUGGGCAGUUCAAGCCAACCAUCUGUCACUACUUCAUGCGCCUGCUGAAGGACAAGGGGCUACUCCUGCGCUGCUACACGCAGAACAUAGAUACCCUGGAGCGAAUAGCCGGGCUGGAACAGGAGGACUUGGUGGAGGCGCACGGCACCUUCUACACAUCACACUGCGUCAGCGCCAGCUGCCGGCACGAAUACCCGCUAAGCUGGAUGAAAGAGAAGAUCUUCUCUGAGGUGACGCCCAAGUGUGAAGACUGUCAGAGCCUGGUGAAGCCUGAUAUCGUCUUUUUUGGUGAGAGCCUCCCAGCGCGUUUCUUCUCCUGUAUGCAGUCAGACUUCCUGAAGGUGGACCUCCUCCUGGUCAUGGGUACCUCCUUGCAGGUGCAGCCCUUUGCCUCCCUCAUCAGCAAGGCACCCCUCUCCACCCCUCGCCUGCUCAUCAACAAGGAGAAAGCUGGCCAGUCGGACCCUUUCCUGGGGAUGAUUAUGGGCCUCGGAGGAGGCAUGGACUUUGACUCCAAGAAGGCCUACAGGGACGUGGCCUGGCUGGGUGAAUGCGACCAGGGCUGCCUGGCCCUUGCUGAGCUCCUUGGAUGGAAGAAGGAGCUGGAGGACCUUGUCCGGAGGGAGCACGCCAGCAUAGAUGCCCAGUCGGGGGCGGGGGUCCCCAACCCCAGCACUUCAGCUUCCCCCAAGAAGUCCCCGCCACCUGCCAAGGACGAGGCCAGGACAACAGAGAGGGAGAAACCCCAGUGACAGCUGCAUCUCCCAGGCGGGAUGCCGAGCUCCUCAGGGACAGCUGAGCCCCAACCGGGCCUGGCCCCCUCUUAACCAGCAGUUCUUGUCUGGGGAGCUCAGAACAUCCCCCAAUCUCUUACAGCUCCCUCCCCAAAACUGGGGUCCCAGCAACCCUGGCCCCCAACCCCAGCAAAUCUCUAACACCUCCUAGAGGCCAAGGCUUAAACAGGCAUCUCUACCAGCCCCACUGUCUCUAACCACUCCUGGGCUAAGGAGUAACCUCCCUCAUCUCUAACUGCCCCCACGGGGCCAGGGCUACCCCAGAACUUUUAACUCUUCCAGGACAGGGAGCUUCGGGCCCCCACUCUGUCUCCUGCCCCCGGGGGCCUGUGGCUAAGUAAACCAUACCUAACCUACCCCAGUGUGGGUGUGGGCCUCUGAAUAUAACCCACACCCAGCGUAGGGGGAGUCUGAGCCGGGAGGGCUCCCGAGUCUCUGCCUUCAGCUCCCAAAGUGGGUGGUGGGCCCCCUUCACGUGGGACCCACUUCCCAUGCUGGAUGGGCAGAAGACAUUGCUUAUUGGAGACAAAUUAAAAACAAAAACAACUAACAA
Homo sapiens (human) is the source of this 2722-nucleotide messenger RNA. It is a transcript of the gene SIRT2, whose product is annotated as sirtuin 2. Gene Ontology annotation, cellular component: spindle; chromosome, telomeric region; Schmidt-Lanterman incisure. Gene Ontology annotation, biological process: cellular response to hypoxia; epigenetic regulation of gene expression; negative regulation of transcription by RNA polymerase II. NCBI's taxonomy places the organism in Eukaryota, Metazoa, Chordata, Mammalia, Primates, Hominidae. The record is from RefSeq and is a predicted model, not a curated record. The coding region runs from base 1069 to 2127 and encodes 352 amino acids. The transcript has 15 exons. Gene Ontology annotation, molecular function: histone H4K16 deacetylase activity, NAD-dependent; NAD binding; NAD-dependent protein demyristoylase activity.